CAUCCUGGAGCGGGCGCGGGGCUGCGGCCCGCAACCGCCACCGCGCUGGAACAGCAUCGUCCGCAUCGUGCGGCGGAACUGCCCCGACCGCCCGCCGCCAGAGGUGAAUAAGCUUGGUAUUGUUGCUGUGAGUAAUGCUUUGCCACAAGACAUUACAUGUUUGGCAGCGGACCGCAUGUUGAUAUUUGCUUCUUACGACAAUAUUCUCCAUGCUUUUGCCAGGAACAAAGAGGUGGUUCAUACCUAUGAAGGUCACAAGGCAAGGAUACAUCUUCUGCAGCCUUUUGGUGAUCAUGUAAUCUCUGUGGAUGUUGAUAAUGUUCUUAUUGUUUGGAAUAUACAGUCAGAAGAGGAGUAUCUUCAAGUGGAUUUUGAUAAGGCCACUUUUGCAGUUUCUGCAGUUCUGCAUCCCAGCACCUAUUUGAAUAAAAUUCUCCUUGGGAGUGAACAAGGGAGCUUGCAGCUGUGGAAUGUAAAAUCCAACAAGCUCUUAUACUCGUUUCCAGGAUGGCGCUCAGCGGUCACAACUCUUGAACAAGCUCCAGCAGUGGAUGUUGUUGCAGUCGGUCUUGUAUCUGGUCAUAUCAUUGUACAUAAUAUUAAGUUUGAUGAAACUCUGAUGAAAUUUCAACAAGACUGGGGUCCCAUCACAGCAAUAUCUUUUCGUACAGAUGGACACCCAGUAAUGGCAGCUGGUAGCCCAAUUGGACACAUUGGUUUGUGGGAUCUAGAAGAGAAGAAACUACUGUGUCAGAUGCAAGAUGCCCAUUCCACAGCAAUAGCUGGCAUGUCGUUUGUCCCUGGAGAGCCACUGCUUAUUACUAAUGGUGCUGAUAAUGCUAUACGGGUGUGGAUUUUUGAUGGACCUGGUGGUACAGGACGUGUAUUGAGAAGCCGAACGGGACAUAGUGCACCACCAACAAAAAUCAGAUACCAUGGGAAAAAUGGAGAGCAAAUUCUUAGCGCAGGUCAAGAUGGAACAUUGCAGUCUUUUUCAACAGUGCAUGAAAAGUUCAAUAAAAGUUUAGGACGUGGUUCAAUUAACAAGAAGAAAUCAAAAAAGAAAGGUCUUAAACUUGAUACGAUGGCACUUCCACCAAUUACAGUCUUUGCUUCAGAAGUGGCACAUCAGAGUGACUGGGAUGGUAUUGUUGCCUGCCAUCAAGGGUAUAUAACCUGUACAACCUGGAACUAUCAGAAAACUUCCAUGGGAGCUCAUAAACUGAGGCCAGAAGAAUUCAGCAAACAUAAGCCUAUAGAUAUAUACGCAACAGCAGUUGACAUCACCUCAUGUGGGAACUUUGCUGUAAUUGGGCUGUCAACUGGACAGGUAGAUGUGUAUAACAUGCAGUCUGGCAUUCACAGAGGGUGUUUCGGCAAAGAAAGAGCACAUGAAGGGGCCAUUAGGGGGGUAGCAGUGGAUGGAUUAAAUCAGCUGUUAAUCACAGCUGGUAGUGAAAGAUUAAUAAAAUUUUGGAAAUUUAAAACUAAAGAUCUGGUUUACUCCACUGAGCUUUCUUCUUCUCCGAGUGGAAUUCUGCUUCACAGAGACAGUGGUAUUCUGGGAAUUGCCUUUGAUGACUUCAGUAUUAGUGUUCUGGAUAUAGAAACCAGGAAGAUUGUCAGGACGUUCUCAGGACACCAUGGACGGAUUAAUGACAUGACUUUCAGUCCUGAUGGUCGUUGGCUAAUAACUUCGUCAAUGGACUGUACCAUUAAGACUUGGGACCUUCCAUCUGGAUGCCUCAUAGAUUGUUUUUUGGUAGACUCCGCAGCUGUGAGCCUUACUAUGUCUCCUACAGGAGAUUUUCUAGCGUCAACACAUGUGGAUGAUCUUGGAAUUUAUUUGUGGUCAAAUCGUUCUCUAUAUUCACUUGUCUCUUUACGGCCCCUUCCGGCAGAUUAUGAACCUUCUAUGGUGACACGUCCUAGCACCUGCCCUGUGCAAGAUGUGGAUGUGUCAGGAGAUGAAGAAACAUGUGAUGAAAUGAUAGAAUAUGUCUCACCUGAGCAACUGGGAGAGCAGCUAGUGACUCUUUCUUCAUUACCAGAAUCAAGGUGGAAAAAUCUCCUCAGUCUUGAUGUUAUCAAGAAAAAAAAUAAACCAAGAGAGCCACCAAAAGUUCCCAAGUCGGCACCUUUCUUCAUCCCAACAGUUCCUGGUCUUAUACCCCGAUACAUUGCUCCAGAGGAAGAAAAUGAUACACAGUCAAAGGUAGUAAACCUUGGAGUACUGGCACAGAAAUCUGAUUUCUACAUUCGUCUUGAAGAAGCCCUGAGCACUAAUGAAUAUACAGCUCCACUUAACUUACUGAAAACCUUGGGACCAUCUCAUAUUGAGAUAGAACUAAGGGGUUUGGCCCCUGAAGGUGGUGGCUCAACAGAGGUGAUGCUAAGCUUUUUGAGAAUGAUCGGGAUGAUGCUGAACAAGAAGUACAACUUCGAACUUGCUCAGGCGUAUCUUGCACUAUUUUUAAAGUUACACCUUAAGGUUCUCUCAUCAGAGCCAGACCUAUUGGAAGAAGUAUCCAGAUUGUCAACGCAACUCGAGGAAACUUGGCUUCAUUUGCAGACUCUCUUUAAUCAGAGUCUAUGUGUAUUAACAUAUAUGAAAAGUGCUUUGCUGUAAAAUACUUCAGGGUUUUGUCUAUAUACAAUAGUAGCAACAAAUAAUAGUAAAAGUUAUUAACAAAAAUACUGGAUUCCAAGAAUUCUACUGGGACUUUUGAUACUGUAUUUUGUACAUCUGUGUAUGGCAAAGUAUUUUAGAACAAACAUAACUGCGUGUUUUUACUCACUUCAGUUGGAACAAAAAUAAAUAUGUGCAGCUUAAAUAUUCAUGUUGUAUUAGUUUGUGCUGUCAAUGAGCAAAGAGUUGGACAGCUAUAGGUAAUGUAGCUAGUUAUCUUAUGCUUUCAUGACCAAAAAUGGAAAUGGGAAUGAAGAAACGACUUGCAAAAAAAAAAAAAAAAAAGUGGGAAUAAUGUAAUUUCUGUGCAGGAGACCAAAACCAGUUUUGUGCUUAAUAAACAGUUAUUAUUGAUGCAAAAAUAAAGCCAAAAGAAUGAAUUCUCCUCACUUUGGCAAGCUGUGUUCACUAUUUUGCCUCACACACCUUUUUCUGAAAGCAGAGAUUUCUAGCUAUGCUACAAAUGAUGGACGUUGAAAAAAAGGGAAACAGAACUAAAAAAACCCACCCAUUUUUUCUAACCAGGUUUCUUGCUCUUAAUUUUGGAGGCUCAAUAUCUUACGAAAAUUAGGAUUCUUUUCUUAAAGAGAUAAAGAUUACUGGAAUAAAAGCUUUGAGUUGUGGGGAAAUUUUAAUUUAAUCAUGUUAUUUUUGUGAAUUCAUGCUUAGGUUUCAAGUAACGUUUUGGCAGAGUUUGGGAACUCAUGAAUGGGAUUAUCUUGAACUUUGUGUAUGGAAUUCUGCCUUAACAGCAGAAGAAUCUCCUGAACAGCGCCUUUGCUGCAAUCCACAUGCUCCAGCUACAGGCACAGGCUAACAGAGCAACUAAUACAAAUCUAUGCAAUUUUGAUAAGAGACAUGAAAGAUGAGUUCUUUGCAUUUGGCAUAAGACUGAAAUAAUAAUUUUUUUAAUGCCAUCAUGUUACGGAAUUCUUUUUAGUCGCGUAUCCUGCAAUAAAUUAUCUGCAAACAUGCAUGUGCAGUGUAGAGUAUGGGAUACUCCCUAAAACAAGCGACAGUUCCAUAUUUAUCAUGAGAUCAGCAUCCUUUUGGCUGCUCAAAUUUGCAAGAAAAGCCAUCAAGGUUGUGAAAGAAGCACAGAGGUGAUGGGAAGUCAGUUUUUACAGCUUCUCUCUGUUGUUCUGGCUGUUCUUGAUCCAUAACUUUGACUCCUGUUAAAGCUUGAAGAGAACGGAGAAAUACUAUGAAAGUUUACAGACUGUGGCAUUCUAAGCAGUUAGGACUGAGAGUGUGUUGCCCAUGGGAAUGAUGUAUGCCUAGGUUUUUUUUAUUAAGUUUACUAUUGAGAUUUAAGAAAAUGCUUUGUACCAUUGAAUUAUUAGCUUCUGGUGAUACCCAUUACUCCCAAUUUCUUGAAUUUGUCUGAAGCAGUCCAAAUCCCUCAAACUUCAAUGUAAUAUAUAGUAAACCUCUGAGCUUAUAGGUGUUACUGUAACUAAUUUAGAAGAUCUUAAAGAUUCAUUUUUUGAACCAAGACAUCAGAAUAUUAAAAGAUGAGUAAGUUGGUAGUUACAGACCUGCCGUAGUAGAGAAAGGAGCAGUGAGUAAAGAACUUUCCUCUUGGAUCAGAGCAACGGGGUGUCAAGGCUAGUGUUCUGGUCUCCAGCUGGAGCAAGGGACAGCUACAAAGGUCAUGUAUGAAGUGAUUCUUCUCAAGCGCAUCACACCAGCUUUCAGCAGACAGCUGUUUAGAUACUUCAUGACCCAGAUGUAUUAUAACGGUUGUGUUUAAUAUUCUGUGACAGACCUGUUUGUUGUCUCUGAGUUCCUCUAAUCUCUUUUAGAGCCCAUUUAUCCUUCACAACAUCCUGUAGUAAUGGGACCUACAAUUGAAUUAAAUACUAAGGGAAAUAAUGUAUUUCUGUUUGUAUUCUCCAGACCUGCUAUCUUCUAAUGUUGUAUGCCCCUCCUACUUCUUGAAUGUGAGAAUUAAUAUUUGUGCUCUAGUCUUUGUGCUUCACUGCCUCGGUCACAGAGCAGUCGUGAAAUGGUUUCUACUUGAGAAGGCAAUACUUCAUUUUUCUGAGCACACACGUGUUUUUUCACUCACAUAUAAGAACUUGUUUUGGGCACAGGUGUUUAAGAGUUGCUGACAAAACUUGUAGGAUUUAUAGAGAAAUUGUGUUUUUUCUUUCCUUUUUUUUUUUUUUAUCUACUUGAUGUAAUCAGGAGAAAAAACACAUACGUUUAGCCAAACAGACCAUUCCUCUGAAAGCUAUUUUGCGAACAAUAUAUGUUUAACAUUGUGGAUACAGUAUUUGCAGUCUGAAUAAUCUCAUUAAAUAUGUUAAUGCAGUUUC
Molecule: messenger RNA, 5010 nt
Organism: Calidris pugnax (ruff)
Lineage: Eukaryota; Metazoa; Chordata; Aves; Charadriiformes; Scolopacidae
Gene: WDR36
Product: WD repeat domain 36
Exons: 23
Coding region: 176-2629 (817 amino acids)
Biological process (GO): rRNA processing
Cellular component (GO): small-subunit processome; Pwp2p-containing subcomplex of 90S preribosome
Molecular function (GO): protein binding
Source: RefSeq, a predicted model, not a curated record